AUACACGAAGCAUCGAUCGCAAUAUUUCCGACAACCUCGAAGGCAACAGUAGAGACUUGGCCAACACGUCCUCUGAGCAGCUCACUACUGGUGGAGCCAUUUUGAUUUGGAGCUGCACCGUCAGGGAGAAACUGUCUGGAGAAGGUUCGUAAAUGAUGUGGGACCAGGGAGGACAGCCCUGGCCGCAGUGGCCCCUGAGCCAGCAGCAGUGGAUGCAGUCUUUUCAGCACCAGCACGAUCCAGGCCAAGUGGACUGGGCUGCUCUAGCACAGGCAUGGAUAGCUCAGAAGGAGUCUACAGGAGCAGAACCGCAGAGCAUUCAGCCGAAUGGCCAGGAUAUUCCAGGCCUUGAAACUGUUGGACAGAACAAUCACACUGCCUUCCAGAGUGAGCCAACAUUUGGAAGAAUGUGGCAGCCAGAAUGGGGAAUACAUGGCCAGCCCCCUCCUCCUCCUCCACCCCCUGAUCAGGCCUGGAUACCUCCAGGGUCAGGACCGAUGGACGUGGUGAACGCUAGUGAGGACAGCAACAGUCAGGACAGCGUGGAGUUCAACUCUGAAGCCCACCACGGGGUUUUCCCCCAGAACAGCCAUGGGUAUGGGGCACAGCCCGACAGCUACGCCAUGGCCCCCAUGGCCAUGAACCAGUUUGAUUAUCAGCAUGGAGCUGCUUCAUCCUUCACCCCCACACCCAGUGGCUUCCCCACUCCGUACUGGCAGGGUCCUCCUCAGAACAGACGAGAUGCACGACCACCUGGAUUUAGAGAACGACCCAGAUCCCCCAUCCAGGUCCCUGUCGUCGAACAGGAGGCCCCAGCACCAUUAGAUGCUGUAAAAAGACGUACGCUUCCUGCAUGGAUCCGAGAGGGCCUUGAAAAGAUGGACAGAGAGAAGCAAAAGAAGCUGGAGCAAGAAAGAAUGGAGAGGGAGCGGGCAGAAUUAGCUAAAGAUGAUGGCAAAGUGCACGAGGCAGAUAUGGAGGGUGAUGGGCCACGCCUUCCCCGCAAGAGUAAAUUUGAUAGUGAUGAUGAGGGGAAUGAUGAUGCUGCUGAGGAAGAAAAGCCCCCCAUUAAGAAGGAGUUUUCUGUCCGAAGUCCAUCCCCUCCUGCAGAGGACAGCGAGCCUGAGAUGACUGAGGAGGAAAAGGAGUUCCAGCUGAUGCUUAUUACAAAAACCCUUCUGACUGAGAUUCUUCUGGAGGUUACCAAUGAGGAGAUUCUGCAUGUGGCUAAAGAGACUCACCGGAAAGCCACUCGAGCUCCUGCAAAACAGCUGGCACAGUCAAGUGCACUGGCUUCUCUGACUGGUCUCAGCGGGAUUGGUGACUAUGGUUCAGAUGAGAGUGAGGAUGAGGACGAUCACAGUGUUCGAGGCUCAGAGUCUUCUGACACCGAUGAGGAGGAGUUGCACCACCGCAUCCGGGAAAAACAGGAUGCCUUUCGUCGCAAAGAGCGGGAGAUGCAGCAGCAGCUGGAGAAACAGGCACAAGAGGCUCUGCUUGCACGUGAAGAAAUCGCAAAGGAGAAAUUGAAUAAAGAAAAGGGGGAAUAUGAUGAGGCACAAGCAGACAAUCCACGUAAACAGGAAGUAAAAGAAAGGGAGGCGGAGCCCUUAGUAGAAAGACGUAGGUCCCGUAGUGAAAAGGACAGUAGUGAGGGUAAGCCCUCGGGUAGGGAGAAGGAGCGGUCAGGCCGAGGUGUCAGUGAUUCACCGGCCAAUGGUCGGAGCAGCAGCUCCCACUCCUCUUCCAGUCACAGCAGCAGUCGUUCUUCAUCCUCCUCCUCUUCUUCUUCAGCAUCUUCCCGCAGUUCCUCUAGAUCCUCCUCUCCACAACGGAAAAGGAGGCGUAGCCGCUCUUCAUCUCACAAAGCUCGCCGGCGCACUCGGACCCGUAGCCGCAGUCACAGCUCCCAUAGGCAUCGCAGUGAGAAGGUUAGGGACAGAAGGAGGAGCAGUGCUGACAGAUCAAGCCGUCACAAGAAAGACCGUAGCGACUCCAGGGAACGCAGGAGCCGCAGGAGUAGGUCCAGAUCCAGGGACCGAGGCAGGGCAAGGGCCAGAGACAGCCAUAGUCGCAGCAGAGACAGAGAAAAAGACAAGAAGCAGGAGAGGAAGAGGAGCCGGGAGCGCAGGGAUAGCAGUCAUAGUCGUAGCAGUAAACACAAGCAGAAGGCCUCAAGCAAGGACAGGGAGAGGAGAAGAGAAAGGAGUCAUAGCCAUGAAAAAGACAAGAAAAAGAAAGAUAAGGACAGAGAGAGAGACUCUGACAAGAAGAAAGAAAAACCAAAGCCCAAAGAAAAGGAGAAAGAUAAAGGAAGUUCUGUAGUUGCAGAGGAGAAUGGAAAAUCGAAAAAACGAAAAGAGAGCGACUCCCACACAGACCUGUCACAGAGUGACAAGUACUCCCGGCAGGACAGUAAAGGCAGCAAGAAGGGCUCCGUCAAAGCUAGCAAGAGACGCUCAGACUCGGACUCAAGUAGAUCCCCAUCCCCCGAAAUUAGCAAGGAAAAGAAAUCCAAAAAAUCCAAACGUAGUCGCUCAAGGUCGACGGAAAAAUCUCACAAGUCUGGUAAGAAGGCAAGCCGCAAACACAAGUCUAAGUCGCGAUCAAGGUCAGCGUCCCCCUCCCGUCGUAGCAGACGCUGAGGAGCACAGUUAACCUCCUGAUCUGUGCACUUUUUAAAUUCCAUGAGUUGAGCAGGCUUGUCUCAUUAUAGAGGCAGUUGUGUAGGUGAACCCGUCUCAUUCAUUUCUUUCACUUUUGUAAAUACGUCAUUUUUAUUGUGUGGCUGAAGCACAAGACAUUUUCAGUGGUAGGAGUCUUCAGUAGUACAAUUAUGCAAAGCUUAAGACUUUGUGGACACUAAAAAAGUCAAGUUGUAUUAUUUUAAACCAUAACAGGAUUAACGUUUUCCUGAACACUAUUGUUAAAUGUCUAAUAAAACUGUUUGUUCCUUG
This is a messenger RNA of Betta splendens (Siamese fighting fish), 2957 nucleotides long. RefSeq names its product PNN-interacting serine/arginine-rich protein (gene pnisr). The transcript is spliced from 12 exons. NCBI's taxonomy places the organism in Eukaryota, Metazoa, Chordata, Actinopteri, Anabantiformes, Osphronemidae. Gene Ontology annotation, cellular component: presynaptic active zone; nuclear speck. Gene Ontology annotation, molecular function: RNA binding. The record is from RefSeq and is a predicted model, not a curated record. The coding region runs from base 153 to 2645 and encodes 830 amino acids.